This is a messenger RNA of Diplodia corticola, 1317 nucleotides long. Its product is annotated as nacht domain protein. Lineage: Eukaryota; Fungi; Ascomycota; Dothideomycetes; Botryosphaeriales; Botryosphaeriaceae. The transcript has 2 exons. Bases 1 to 1317 code for a protein of 438 amino acids. The record is from RefSeq and is a predicted model, not a curated record.
AUGGGGGUCGUUCAAUACGCAGAACUUACCGAGAGGCUUUCAGAAGCUCUGGCGAGCGUCGGAUACGCCCUUUCUGAGGUCAAACUCUCUUCUCAACUAUACCCCACGGACCAGAUGCUCGGGAUCACCGCCAUUCUGUACGAACACAUCCUGAAUUUCUUUUUGCGCACUGCGAAAUGGUACACAACCAGCACCACUGGGCGCAUCGCCCGCUCGUUCGCCUGGCCCUUCAAGCUGGAAUACGCGGAUAUCCUUGGCAAAAUCCAGGAGUGCUCCGAGUACGCCCGCAGAAUCGCAAGCGGACAAAGCAAGGUAGAGUUGCGGUCUAUCUGUCUGGAGCUCGGGAAAAUGGGCACGGAUGUGCAAGGCAUCAAAAAGGUGGUGCAAGAGCUGCAGGGUCAGCAUCUGAAACUUGACCAGAUCAUCCAGACAACGACUGCCACCCACACCCUUGGGGAAGGCAUCAAAAUUCGUGUCGACGACACAGCUUCUCACGUCGCUCAGAUUCUGCACCCCAAUUUGCUCAACGAGCUCAAGCCAGCCGUCCGACCCGAGGACUCGCUUCGCCGGAGAGAAUAUACCUUACGGCGGAGCGAACGACGGACGGGCCCGUCCUUCCUCCAUUCCAGCGUUCUGACGGAACUGACGCAGUGGAAGUCACUGCCAGGAUCAUCACUCCUCAUUCUCCAGCCUGGCGCACGUGCGACUGCAGCCACCAAAGACUUAGUCGUCAACAUUGUCAGCCACAUCAAAUCGCAGCAAUACAACGUCCUAUGGUCGCUCUCGCAGCCAUCAUCCGCCGAUUCCUGUCCAUCUCCUGAGAAGGUACUGAAAUCACUGGUCUACCAAGUACUUCGCCAACGACCCGACGCCCUCGCCGGCACAGCAGACGAGCACAACAUCGCAAAGUUCGGCGACGCACACACCCCUACAGAAUGGCUGGACCUCCUAUCCCGUGUUAUCCCAGCAUUGGGGCAGUGCUUCGUCGUCGUCGAGAGCGAAGACCUCCACCGACUGUCGCAAGGGAGCGCAGGAGGGUGCCGAGGCUUCCUUGAACUGUUCCGCGAGCUGCUUGGUCGCAUGCAAGCACGAGGAGUCUUCGUCAAGAUACUUGUCGUCGACUUCGAGAGAGACUUUUCCCUUGCUUCCAGCCAGUCGUCGUCGUCGUCGUCUGGCCAGGCUGAUCAGAUUGUUGCCACGGUCAGACGGCGGGACACUGUACCGCCGAGUCGCAGGCGCACCGUCGGUCAGAUGGCGCGCUCGAGGUCAAAGGUUUUCGAUGUGGCUUCUCGGCGGAAUGGAAGGGCGGUGCGGUAG